Molecule: messenger RNA, 3040 nt
Organism: Humulus lupulus (European hop)
Lineage: Eukaryota; Viridiplantae; Streptophyta; Magnoliopsida; Rosales; Cannabaceae
Product: protein FAR1-RELATED SEQUENCE 5-like
Exons: 5
Coding region: 183-2852 (889 amino acids)
Biological process (GO): regulation of DNA-templated transcription
Molecular function (GO): zinc ion binding
Source: RefSeq, a predicted model, not a curated record
AAAAAACAUCAUUUCAGCUUACACUAAUUUUCUCACAGGACAAAACAGCCCAACCCAACCUUGAAUCUUGUCUAAGUCGUCGGAAGAAAGAACGAAAAGCUCCCAUGGUCGUGGCUACGAGCUCCGCCACCUAAAAACGACCGAAAACCUGAUUCGGUUCCAAGCUCAAACAUUCGAGGUCAAUGGACAGUGAUGACGACGAUUUCGGUACUCUUCAUCAAGAAAACAUGGAUGUCCAACUUAAAACAUCAAAGGAUUUGGACUUGAAUGUGGAGCAGGACAAUCGCAGCCAAAAAGUGGUCCAUGCUAGUUGUGGUACUCACUCCACUUUUUCCUCAAAAGAUGAAGUUGGUGUAGAUUCAAUAUUACAAAUUGGCACAGAGUUUGAUUCUGAUGAACAUGCAUACAAAUUCUACAACAAAUAUGCUAGAUUGGUUGGCUUUAGUGUUAGAAAAGACUGGGUAAAUAGGAGUAAGGUACAUGGUCAGGUGGUAUCUAGGAAGUUCACCUGUUCUAAGGAGGGUUAUCGUCGGAAAGACAGAAGAGAUGUUAAUGUGAGGAAACAUCGGAAGGAAACAAGAACUGGUUGCUUGGCACAUAUGAUUAUUACUCGUCAACCUGAUGGUAAAUACCGUGUCACACAUUUUGAAUCUCAACAUAAUCAUGAUAAUGUCAAUCCAAGUAGUGUCCAAACAUUACCACUGCAAAGAGAAUUAAGUGAAGAUCAAUAUAAUGAAGCUGACUUGGUAGAAGAUUUUAGACCACAGUCAAAAACAGCAUUUGAAUCAAUGAAUAGGCAGUUUAGAAUCCGUGAUUCUCUAGAUGAUUUUUCUUUCAGUUUUAAUAAUUAUCUUCGAACUGAAAGAAUUCGAGAUAUGAAGGAGGGAGAAGCAGCACGCUUGAUGCAUUAUUUUCAAAGGCAGCAUUUUGAAAAUCCAUCAUUCUUGUAUGCAUUACAGCUUGAUAUUGAUGAUAAGGUGAGUAAUAUUUUCUGGGCUGAUGAUAAUAUGGUAUCAGAUUAUGACCAUUUUGGUGAUGUGGUUUGUUUGGACACAGUUUGCAGAACAAAGGCAGAUCAUUUUCCAUUUGUACAGUUUGUAGGAGUGAAUCAUCACAAACAAGUGGUAAUCUUUGCUGCUGCACUUUUAUACGAUGACACUGUGGAAUCUUAUAAAUGGCUUUUUCGAACUUUUCUAGAGGUAAUGUCUGGGAAGACUCCUAAGGCCAUACACACUGAUCAGGAUGCAGCAAUUAUUGAGGCAAUCCAUUCAGUCUUACCAGACACAAACCAUUGUGUUUGUGUGUGGCAAAUGUAUGAGAAUGCAGUCAAAAACCUGAGCCGUGUUGUAAAAGAUACUGAAUCAUUUGCUAGUGAUUUAAAGAGCAGUAUUUAUGAUUCAAAGGAUGAGGAGGACUUCAUUCAUACGUGGGAGGCCAUGUUGGAAAAAUAUAGUCUUCAACAAAAUGAGUGGCUAAAGUGGAUGUUUAGAGAACAAGAAAAAUGGGCUGUGGUAUAUGGUAGAAAUUCCUUUUUUAUUGACAUGAAGGGCUCACAUCUUGGUGAAAGUUUAUUUAAUGAUUUGAGAGACUAUCUAAAUUCUAGCCUUGACGUGCUACAAUUCUUUAAGCACUUUGAGAGGGUGGUAGAUGAGCAACGGUACAAAGAAACAGAAGCUAGUGAUGAAAUGGAUAGAUGUAUGCCAAGACUUAUGGGGAAAGUGGUUUUGCUGAAACAUGCAAGUGAUGUUUACACCCCAAGGGCAUUCGAAGUUUUUCAACAAGGAUAUGAGAAGUGCUUAAAUGUUGUUGUUAACCAGUGCAGUGAGAAUGGACCAUCAUUUGAGUACAAAACUAAGAAAUUUGGGCAAAGUCGAGAAUACAAUGUUAAAUUUAACUCUUUGGAUGAUACAGUUAUAUGCAAUUGUAGAAAGUUUGAAUGUGUUGGAUUCCUGUGUAGCCAUGCAUUGAAAGUUCUUGACCAUAGAAAUAUAAAAGUAGUUCCCUCCAGAUAUAUAUUGAAGAGGUGGACAAAAGAUGCAAGGUUAGGGAGUGUGAAAGAGUGCAAGGAGUUCCCCACCCAUGAUAAUCCUAAAAUGAUUGUAGCAAACCGUUACAAGGAUUUGGGCCACAAAAUUCUAACCUUGUCUGCCAGGGCUUCUGAAUCUGAGGAAGCAUAUGUAUACGCUUAUAGACAACUUGAUGAAGUGAUAGAAGGGGUUGAGAAAAUAUUGAGAUUAAAACCUGAAGAAGCUCGAGCAGUAACUUCGACUAACACGGGCGUAAAUGCUUCUGAAAAUGAACAAACACAGGUUUUUAUAAAUGGAAAUGCAAUUGAUGAUAAGGAUAACAGAACAAACCAAGGGGAGAGAGCCGUAUUGGAUAGAGAUCAUCUAACUAUUCUAAAUGAAAAAGGCUCUGCUACAAAAGGAAUUCCGAAUGUAGAAAUGCACCCACAAAGUACUAUUACCUGUAUUUCUAAUUCCCUUCCGGUUUAUGUUUCACCUCCAGCCACAACAGGAAAUCCCAUUAUGCAGGGUUUAUACAAUUUUGAAGCAAAUCAGGUGGUUAAGAGCAUGUACCAACAACCAAAUCUUGUUAUUGACCUGCAAACCAAUACUAACAUGUACCAACCACCGAACUUUUAUACUAACCAACAGGAUUCACCCAGCCAAUCCCAAUUAUUACAGGAACCACUAAUCCAUAAUACGUACCCAGAAUCUGUAUCAAACACUACGCAGUUGAGGCAGGAAAUGGAUCUUGAUAUCCCACAUCCACAUUCAGCUUCAUUCUUGCUUUUUGAUCAAAGAUACAGAGCUCCGGAUACUCCAUAUCUUGGUCACGCUCACAAGUAAAGGAAGGAUAGAUGUUUAAAAUGACACCCUUUUCUUUUAAAAAAUUAGAUGUAAAUGUUAUUAGCGGCACAGCCUCAGUCAUGAAAUGCGUAAAUUUUGUUAAUUUAUUAAGUAGAAUCUAAAUAUAAAGAGCCAUAUUCUAUGUUAAAUAAUACUUGCAAAUUAAUUUCUCAUUUUUUUUUUUAUUA